This is a messenger RNA of Populus trichocarpa (black cottonwood), 1780 nucleotides long. RefSeq names its product alpha/beta hydrolase domain-containing protein WAV2. Gene Ontology annotation, cellular component: membrane. The record is from RefSeq and is a predicted model, not a curated record. The transcript has 8 exons. Lineage: Eukaryota; Viridiplantae; Streptophyta; Magnoliopsida; Malpighiales; Salicaceae. Gene Ontology annotation, molecular function: palmitoyl-(protein) hydrolase activity; serine-type peptidase activity. Gene Ontology annotation, biological process: proteolysis. The coding region runs from base 203 to 1186 and encodes 327 amino acids.
ACACCUGUGCAACAUUCUUCCUUUCACCCCAAGAUCCAAAGAAAAAUGGACAGAUAGAUUCACCCAACACAAACAUCAAUGUUUUUUUUUGUUUUUCUAUUUCAAAUCAAAUCGUAAACAAACAGCUCCUCACGGUCACCGCAAAAGAGAGAGAGAGAGAGUGAAGACUGUUAAAUCAAAACGAUAAGAGCAACAGUAGGAAAUGGUGUCGUACGUGGGUGUGUUGCUGUACGGAGUAGGAGGCAUAGUGGUAGCAGGGAUGGCUUUGCUUGUAGCCUUUCAAGAGAAGCUUGUCUACGUCCCGGUGUUACCCGGUCUCACUAAAUCCUACCCGGUCACUCCUGCCCGACUCCGUCUCCUUUACGAGGACGUUUGGCUCCGAUCCUCCGAUGGCGUCCGCCUUCACGCGUGGUUCAUUAAAGUACUCCCUGAAAGCCGAGGUCCGACUGUCCUGUUUUUCCAAGAGAAUGCUGGAAACAUUGCCCAUCGUCUUGAAAUGGUCCGCAUAAUGAUUCAGAGGUUGCAGUGCAAUGUGUUCAUGCUUUCAUAUCGAGGUUAUGGAGCAAGUGAUGGAUAUCCUUCGCAGCACGGAAUCACAAAAGAUGCUCAGGCUGCUUUGGAUCAUCUUUCACAGAGGACUGACAUUGACACAUCUAGAAUAGUCGUGUUUGGGCGGUCACUUGGGGGUGCAGUUGGGGCUCUGCUCACAAAAAACAAUCCUGAUAAGGUUGCUGCAUUGAUCCUGGAAAACACUUUUACAUCCAUUCUGGACAUGGCUGGAGUUAUACUGCCCUUCCUAAAGUGGUUUAUUGGAGGCACGAGUUCAAAAGGGCCUAAACUUCUUAAUUUUCUUGUACGUUCUCCAUGGAGUACCAUUGACGUUGUUGGCCAGAUUAAGCAGCCAAUUCUUUUCCUUUCUGGAUUGCAAGAUGAAAUGGUUCCUCCAUUCCAUAUGCAAAUGCUCUAUGGUAAAGCAGCUGCUCAUAAUAGAGAAUGCGUCUUUGUGGAUUUUCCUAAUGGCAUGCAUAUGGACACUUGGCUUGCUGGUGGUGAUCACUACUGGAGAACUACCCAGCAGUUUCUUGAAAAGCAUGUUCCAGAGAUAAAGGAACAUGAUUCAUCCCAUGAUGACAAAGGCACUUUCAUUGUAUAUGAAGACACUGUUUACCUGAGAAAAACCACCUGAUGCUUAUCCUUUACAGCCUGUUUUAUGUCGUGUUAACUCUUAUACAUUUCCAUGUUAUUAUCAUAUCAUACCUGUCUUAUGAUAGAUGUGGAAUAGCCAGCUCUAGAAUCUGAGUUGUGGUGAAGAUUCUUAUCACUGCUGUGUUGGCCCAAGCUCAAUACUCUCUACUCACUUCUUGAUGAAGAUUUUUAUAUUUCUGCUUCCAGAUAUUGAGGGGAGGUGACUUCAUUUAGAAUUUUGAGAUGUUAUAAAUUGGCUCAGGGCAGCACCUCGAACUCAAAAGUAUUGGUACCUGUACUCUGUUUUUUCCGUGAAGUUGCAGAGAGUAAAAGCACUUUGUGGGUUUGCUCACUGAAUAGUGAAAUCAGUCCAAAGCAUUCUGGUUUUCUCAGAGAAUUUUUGUUGGUCUCACAAGCCUCAGCAGAUGUUCAGAAAAUAUGAAUGCCCACUGGUAUAGUGUACACCAUCCUGAUAUACAUCUCCUUAGCUAGUAAACUCCGACGACCUGCUGUGAUUGUAUGAACUAAGAAGUCUCAGAAAAUUGAAAUAAAUUAUCGGAGUUCAGAUGCUGGACUGGUUGCAUGUUUCCACAAA